AUGUUAGAAAAAUACCAUUUAUUAAGAAGAAGCUUCACGGAAAAGCCACCUUCAGCACUUAAGGGAGAAGGACCAUAUUUGUAUCUUGACAAUGGUCAAAAAGUUAUUGACAGUUCAGGUGGGGCUGCAGUCUUAUCAAUUGGGCACGGGAAUAAAGAGGUGGCUCAAGCAAUGGCGGAUCAAGCUUCAAAAAUAUGCUACGUUACUCCGUCAAACUUUACCAGUGAACCAGCUGAAGAAUUGGCUAGUUUAAUUAUAACAGAAGAAUAUGAAAAAAUGGGAUACUCCAAAGUGAUGUUCGUCAAUUCAGGUUCUGAAGCUAAUGAAAAUGCAUACAAGUUGGUAAGGCAAUAUUUUUACGAAAAAGGGGAAACUCAAAGAACACAAUGGGUUGGCAGGGAUAUUGCAUAUCAUGGAAAUACCAUCCUUUGUUUAACAAUGUCAGGUACGGCUCAUAGAAAAGCUCCUUUUGAAGAUGUUUUACCUUAUGGCAAUUUCCAUAAAGUAUCCACUCCUCAUCCUGCUCACUUAAAGUUGAAAAACGAAACUGAUGAAGAAUAUUCUGACAGAUUACUCAAACAAUUGGAUGAUAAAUUUCAAGCUUUGGGCCCAGAAACUAUUAUGGCAGUUUGGUUUGAACCUAUCCUAGGAACAUCUGGUGGCUGUGACGUUCCUCCAAAAGGUUAUCUCAAAGGUGUUAGAAGUUUAUGUAACAAAUAUGGGGCUAUGUUGGUUUAUGAUGAGGUUAUAUGCGGAAGUGGAAGAUCUGGAUCAACAUUUUUUGCAUGGCAACAAUUGAUAGAUGAAGGUGACACUUAUGCUGAUAUCCAACCUGAUAUUAUUACAAUUGGAAAAGCAUUAUGUGGAGGUUAUGCUCCAUUGUCAGCAGUAAUAAUGCAUGAGAAAUUUACACAAAAUUUUAUUAGUACAGGUAAGACAUUUACAUCGGGACAUACUUUCCAGUCACAUAUUGUUUCUUGUGCUGCUGCAAUUGUUGUUCAAAAGUAUAUUAGAACUAAUAAUCUCUUGGAAAACGUCACGAAGCAGGGAAAAUUACUUAAGAGCAAGUUGCAGGAAGCAAUUGGUGAUUAUAAAAAUGUCUUAGAUAUUAGAGGUUUAGGUCUCUUCUAUACCAUUGAAUUGGUAAAGGAUAAAAACACUAUGGAAUUGUACCCAAUGGAUUAUAAUUUUAGUUCUUUGGCUUACAAUUGUAUAUUGAAAUAUGGAGUUUCCGUGUAUCCAGGGAGGGGAAGUAUUGACGGUAAGAAGGGGUAUGGGUUUCUAGUAGCUCCUCCUUUCAAUGUUAACGAAAAGAUUAUCAUGGAAAUUGUUCAAGGUAUAAAGUUGGGAUUAAAAGACGCCAUGGAAAUUGCGGAGAAAGACUUAGCUUGA
This is a messenger RNA of Yamadazyma jaroonii, 1392 nucleotides long. NCBI's taxonomy places the organism in Eukaryota, Fungi, Ascomycota, Pichiomycetes, Serinales, Debaryomycetaceae. The record is from the annotation of a GenBank genome assembly.